GUUGGUCGGAAUGAAUUAUACAAGAAUUUAAGACAGCAUUUUUUUACCCAACACAAGUCUGAACAACUUGACAUUGAAGCAGCAAAAUGUCGCACAUUUAACGUCCAAGGCAUGUUAAUGGAAGAGAAAAUAUUACUUGCAAGCGAAAGAAUGGUAAGCCCUUAUUUCUGAAACACUUAUGAUUUAAUAAACAUAUUUAAUUUACUUGAUACUCUUGCAGUUUAUAAUUGAAAUAUGUGUAUCAGUGACAGUGUAUACUUACAGGUACUAUAUUGUGAAAGGUGUAUUGUGUAUAUAGUAUAUAUGGCAUGGUUAACAUCAGCGGCAUAUAGCCAAUACAUUAUUUGUGGGGGCAUCAGCAAUGGGUCAAUAAAGUCAGGACUACUGGGACCGAUGGUCACAGCAUACUCAACCAAAAUUGGUGGUUCAAUCCAGACACAAAAAAAUAUCUAUCCCAGACGUGUAGUUAUGAGCCCCUUUACCCCCCUCCCCCAGCUGAGAAAAUGUAAGUACAUAUAAGUUCUAAAUUCAUGGAAAAUCACAGAAAAUCCUGGCUAUGUCUCUUUUGUUUCCCUUACUGUAACUAAACACUGAUUCUUGUGAUGUUUGCAAUCAUCAGUGAACAUAUUGUAUAACACAGCUUUUUUAUACGAAGUUACUCCUAAAUUAUACAACCAUUCCAAUUUAGAAGAAAAUUACUUCUAGUUUUCUUGUUUUGUCAGCAAUCGUGUCCCAGUUGACUGUCUCUGAUCUGCACAGAAGAAAGCUACAACCCAAUUGAUGAUGCUAUAUAUACUCUACCACACGAGAUAUUUAGCAAAUAUUGGGAUAUCUAGCAAAUCUUGAGUUUGCAAGAUUCUCAGAAAUGCAGGGGUGGAUUUAGGGGAGGGAUGCACAGGGGUGCUCACCCCUGUUGACCUUGGUCAAGGGGGGGGGUACGUAUAGAGUCGAUAAAACACACAAACAUAUAUAAGAUGUAUUUCUAUUUACAAAGUAUAACAAUCAUCAAUCCCACAUACAGUACACUGAACAUUUUCUUGCUAAUCUCCACGGACUAUAAAACACUCGCUUAUGUUUUCUACUUCUAACCGCUGGUCAGUUAAUCUGUUAUUAAACGUAAACACAACAGGAGGUGGAAAAAAUCGUAUCAAGUUAAAAAAUAGAAAUGGCUAAUAUUGCUAUAAUUGCCGUAAACCUAUCAUUAUAAGUCUUCAAUAUUGAAAAGAGAAAUUAAAACAUGUUUAAAUACCAAUCAAAAACACUCAAAUAUGAAAAAAAAGAAAUACUUUACUUUUUUUGUCAACCUGAAUGCCUAAAUCAAUGCCCAAAUCACAGGAAAUGGCAUUUCUGGGGUUUAAAGUGCCUUCUGCACUUGAGUCGUUAGCAACCCAAUUAAUUGAAUUCUCUCCCAGCACCCCCUAAAAAAUAUGGCUGGAUCCACCCCUGCAGAAAUGUCCCUGCUAUAGAUGUACAAUAUAAGUAUAUGACAAUAGUAAAAAUGCAUGGGCGUAGGGCCGGGGGGGGGGACACAUGCCAUCCCAGAUUUUUUGCAGCUCUGCCAAUUUUGAGGUAGAUUCGGGCAAAAUGGCACGUUCUUUUCCAGGGUAGUUAAAAUUUGGGCAACGGGGGGGGGGGGGUCACACAAGAUUUUUGGUCGGGCAAAAUAAUGAGUGCCCCCCCCCCCAACAUUAUGCAGCCCAUGUAAAAAUGUGUAUUUCUGCAUUGAUUUAGAUGUCAGGAAAAGAUUUUACAAUAAUGUAUGGCUCAGAACCUCUCGCUAUUAAAGAUAUUGAUCAUCACCAUGCUGCUCUUAAAGCUGGAUAUGUUCUUCUAGCAAGAGGAAGGUUGCACAAAUAUUCAAGCUGUACUAAUGAAACCGUCAGUGUCAGUGGAUCAAAUCUGACACAUGUGUACAAAAUAUGGAAGUCAUCCAAUUGUGCAGGAUUUGAAAUUCCAGAAAUUGAGUGUGUCAAAACAUUUGUGAAUAAGAGCUGGUUUCAUGUUGAGCAUGCAGAUAAUUAUCCUCCAACAGAUAAAGAAAACAGUGAGAUACUAGAUUCACCAUCAGAGCAUAUGACAAUAGUCAAUGGGGCAACAUCAUUACCUCAAAUUCCUGAAGUUGUUAGUUCAGCUAAGGAUUUGUUACCAGUCAUGACAAGUAUCUGGGAAUUUGCUUCAUUCAGAGGACAACAGGCUAAUGCCAUCAAUUCAAUAGUUAGUGGGAAGGACUGUUUCAUAAAUAUUCCUACGGGAGGAGGAAAAUCUCUUCUAUACAUGUUACCUGCAGUUUCUACACCUGGAAUUACCAUUGUGGUUGAGCCUAUUUUAGCUCUUAUAUCUGACCAGAUAGCACAUUGCCAAGAGAGAAACAUUCCAGCUGCAGCACUAUAUGGUGGAUUGCAAGAAGCUUAUAAACAGCAGGUAUUACACGAUUUAAAGCUACCUAACAAUCCUUUUAAGUUGUUGUAUACCACUCCAGAAUUUCUGGUCGCUGACAUAGCAUUACAAAGUGUGUUAGAAAAAUUGUCAUCACAAGGAAGUAUACAGCGAUUUGUGAUUGAUGAAUGUCACUGUGUAAGCUUAUGGGGAAAGGAAUUCAGGCCAGCUUAUAUGAAACUGGAUUUUAUACGCAAGCAAUUUCCCUCUGUCCCCAUUGUUAUGUUGACUGCAACAGCUACCAACCAAAUACAACAAGAUGUAUGCUCUGCGCUAGCAGUUACCGAACCAAUUGUUAUAAGGGACAACUAUAACAGGCCAAACCUUGUGUACCAUGUUGUCAGAAAAAAUGGCAAUUUAUGUGACAGAAUUGUAUCAGAGGUUAAAGACUGCGAGUGUUCCAUUGUGUAUGGGUCAACACGUUCUGAGUGUGAAGCUAUGUGCGCCAAACUUUGUGCACGUGGUAUCAUUACAGAUAUUUCACAGCACACUCCCUAUCAGGGCUUUUCAGUGACUGGUUACAUUAUGAAUAGAUAGAUAGAACCGGACUGACGUGAAGCAGACCGAGGUACACUUUGAGCUUACAAAUGGCGCUUGAGCAGCUGCCGCUAUUAGUCCAUACCUCAUUAAUGAUCUGCCUCCAGACCUAUCCUAUCCUAUCAUUGCGAAGGCAUAUCAUGGUGAUAUGUCUAAGAUACUGAAGCAAGAGAUUUAUGAAAGAUGGAAGUCUGGUGAUAUUACAUGUCUAGUUUGCACCAAAGCAUUUGGAAUGGGGGUGGACAAGCCUAAUGUAAGGAUCGUCAUACAUACUUCAAUGCCAAGCUGUAUGGAGGACUAUUAUCAGGAGACAGGACGCGGUGGUAGAGACGGAUUUCCCUGUAAGUGUAUACUUUACUUCAGUCCAACCGAUACCAAUCGACAUAUACAGUCGGUGUAUAAGCAACAUUACUACACACCAGAUGUCUUAAACAAUAGAUACAGCCAUUUCCAAAAAUUUUUUUACUUUUGUUUCCAAAUUGGUGAAUGUAGGAGAAAAAUUAUUCUGGAGUAUUUUGAUAGUGGCUAUGCAGUAUGCAGUGAUCACUUGAAAUGUGAUCAAUGUGAGAGUAAAUUAGAAACAUGCAUAGAAGAUAUUUCAGAGUUAACAUGUAAAAUAAUUGUAUGUUUAUUAAGCAUGAAGGCACUAAACUGCAGGAAGUUUACAUUAAAGCAGCUAGCUAAUGUGAUUACAGGCAAGCGUAACAAAGAUGUGAAUAAAUACAAUUAUGAAACCGCAGAAAAUUUUGGCUGCUACAAAGCUAGUGUUACAGACGGAGAGUAUGUUUUGAACAUCCUGGUUUACAAGGACAUCUUAAGGCUGGUACCACCAGACUCAAAUGCAAGAAACCAAAAUACAUUAUACAUUGAUCUUGGACCCCAGUUUAUUUAUGUUCAAAACAAACAGCUAUCAGUUGCAUUUGAUAAAGUUAAGAAAUAAAUUUUCUGGGCUGGAAUGUUAUGUCAAACAGUUAUUUUGUUCCAAUGGCGUAGCCAGCCCGACAAUUUGGUCAUGCUAUGCGAAUAUUUUUGUGUUCAUAAACCGUGAAAAGAAUCAAUUUCUAAAGAAAUAAAUAAUAAUGAUUUGAAAUUUGCAUAGCUUGACCAAAUUGUCGGGCUGGCUACGCCAAUAAUGCUUUGUUCCUCAAUAAGUUAAUAUAAAUAUUUUUCACUUUGAAUUAUCAUUCAUGUGGGAAUAGUCUGCUUAGUAUUUCUGCAAUGUUUUUUUCAAUGAAUAACUUUCUUCGUGACUCUACAUCUGUACAUUCGCGGGGAAUUUUCUUAUCACCAUUCGUAUGUAUAUCUUUCUUGGUGUGAUCCAGAACUGGAAUAGCAUCUCGAUCUUGUGACACAAACCAUCCUUGUUUAAUUGCAAACCAUGCAACUUUUAAGCGAUCGGGUAAUGCAUCUGGUACAACACUUUUUACUCGACUAUGUACACCAUACCCUUCUUUGAAUACUUCUUUGAUGUGAACUAGAAGUUCCACGUUCAUGUUUACCUUCUUCAUCAUUGACAAAGUACUGUGAUGCUUAGCGAAUAUCUUUAGUGGGCGAACCAUCACAGUCUCGACAAACUCAUCUAAUGCCAGGUUAUGGCCAGCCCUUCCUUUAUAUGAAAUAGAUGAAUUUUUUCUGUACAUUUCACGAAUAGCGCUUGGCCACAAUGCUGUGAAGUUUGUGAUGUGAGCUAUAGCUUCGUCUUUGUAGUUUUUCUUAUUUAAUGCACAAAACAGAAGAAGGCUUGACAACCAACAGGAUUCCCUUGUUUUUGCGUUCCCAUAUCGAACAGACUCGUGGAAUGCUAACAACAAUGGACCAAAACUUGUAAUAAAUUUACUAUGAUAUUCCACGACUACGUCAGUUCUACUUGCUUCUUGUAGGUAUGCUUUCAACCUGUUCAAUAGUAUGUCAUUAACAUUUCCAUUGUUCGCUUGGGCAUUUGAUAAUGUUUCAGUGUCUGGAAAAAAUCCAGAUGAUCUGAAGGAAGCAACUGAUGCAAUACAAAGUCCCCAAAAGUAAUCAUUUAAAGCAUCCAUAUUUCUCUCAUAGUUACCUUCUUUAAAUGCGUCAAUAAAUGACUUUGGUGUCACUUUCAGCCGUCCUAAUAAUUGUCUUAAAGUGUAAAAAAAGCCCCCAGGCCCCGAUAUACGAGAUAGACAUUCCAUAACGUAACCUUGGGUGUGAAAAUCUCCCGGAACUUCUUUGAAAGAUCCAAAUUCAUCGGGUGCUCUAUUUCGGACACCGCGUAAAGUCGAUGUAGACUUCGCAUCCCCAACUGUUAAAUUAAAAUUUAAGCGGAUGUCUUCUCCUUUUACUUCCGGUUUCUCUGCUUCGUCUGACCCUACAUCACUGGGAUUCAAGUGCAAUGGUUCUUUAGACAAACCAAUGUCUUCACAAACUCUGUGCCUUGCCUGUUUUUCAUAUGUUGUCCUGUCUUCAAGAAUUUGCAUGAUAGCUUCAUUGCCAAUGUUACAUGCCAUUUGAAUUGGAUUCGGUAUGUUUCCUUGAAAGCUACCAUUGAUUCGUGCUCCAUAUUUGAUUAAAAUUUUCACUAAUUCUGGUUUGUUAUUGUUUAUUGCAAUCAUGAUGGGGGUAACUCCACAACCUUCGGACAUAUUGACACAAGCACCAGCCAAAAGCAGACUUUCCACUAAAGGAAUACAACCAUCUUGAACAGCAUGAUGUAAUGGAGAACAUCCAAAAUCAUCUGUCAGGUCAAUCCACAUUCCGCUUAUGGACUGUAAAAACAAUACUCGGUCUUUCAUGUUCGUGAAAUUAGAUGUGCCUUGCUUCAGUUUCUUCAUGACCUCCUUUGUGUGAUUUGAUAAUUGCUUCAUGCGCGUUUUAAAUGAUGCUGCACAAUCCGCACCACAAGCCAUUGCAGCAUUGUCAGGAAUCUCGAGGUCAUCACCUUCCUCUGCUUCUAUAUGUUUACGUAAUCUUUCCAUAUCUUUGCUAUGGCAUUCCAUAUCUUUAUAAAAUGUGUAACGUUCUCUAGCAGCGUGGAUGUUAAACUUCUUGGUUGUUUCAUUGUAUUUAAGAUAAUCAUGUGUUUUGUCAAUUGUUAUAUCCAUAUCUCUUGCGAAUUCACGCAUGACAGAAGCAGUACCAGUUGUUAGCGAUUCGUCUUCUAUGGAAAGUGGUAGAAUCAUUAUGUUAGGUUUGUUAUUGGAUUCCGG
This is a messenger RNA of Paramuricea clavata, 6152 nucleotides long. The record is from the annotation of a GenBank genome assembly. NCBI's taxonomy places the organism in Eukaryota, Metazoa, Cnidaria, Anthozoa, Malacalcyonacea, Plexauridae.